AUGCUUAGAAUAGACAAAGAGUGUAUGUGCCCUGUUUGCCUUGACAUUCUAAAAGAUCCGAUUAUCUUAAGCUGCUCUCACAAUCUCUGCUAUGAGUGCGCAGCUCAGCUCAUCACAGUACUUAGUCUCCGAGAAAAAGACGUAAUUUCUCCUUAGUCAAAAGUGUUUUCAUGCCCCAUCUGCAGAGGCUGUACCUUUCUGACAUCGCUUUCUCCUGAAUGUCUUCCCAAGAACCUUGUUCUAAAGAAUAUAAUUGAAAGCUGAAAAACAGCCCAAGAGCCAUCUUCUCAUAUUCUUUGCCAGCUCUGUGUUGAAAACCCCAAAUACGCGACCAGCGAGUGCAUAACAUGCGAAUCCACUCUUUGCCAAGACUGCUCUAUUUCUCACUUAUCAAAGCCAAGAUUUGCCCAUCAUAAAAUCCUACACUUAAGCAAAGUGAAGCAAGAACUGUGCAUGGAGCAUCACUUAGAAGAAGACUUAUUUUGCAUGACUGAUUGUGUAAAAUGCUGCAUGAAGUGUGCACAGUUUUCAGCACUCCACAAUGGGCACGUAAUUCUAACGAGAGAAGAUGCGAAACUUAGGCUUGCUAAUGAAAUCCUCCAAACAAAAGAAAUCUUGCCCCAGAUUUAUAGCAAAAUCACAACAACGAAAGAAGAGAUCAAGCAUCAGUUUAACGAGCUAGAAGAGCAGCAGCAGAAAAAUACUAAUGAACUGGAUGAAGUUUGCAAUCAGCUGAACUCGAAAGUUGAAGCUAUUAGAAACAGCACAAAAACAAAAAUUUGUAAGAGCUAUGAAACGCUUAAACAAAAUUUAUUUGAAAAAAUCGUUAUUCUUGAAGGCGUGCUUAAGCAAGCACAAGAGCUCUCGAACUUGUCAGAUGAUUUAUCACUAUACCAAAAAUCAAAAGAGCUUGCAACAAUAGAUCCUCAACUGAUUAUUGGUGAUAAGCCAGAAGUGCUGCUGCAGUUCAAAAACCAGAGUGCACUGAAUAAUCUGUUAGAGUCACUGUGCAUUUUAGAGAUGAAAACAUCGGAAAUCGUAGAAAGCAACAAAUUAUACUAUUUAAGCAGAGGAAGCAAAGAGUACGUUUGCUACGAUUUAGAAAAUCAAAGGGUCGCAACUAUGUCUAUUAGAUCUGCUGAUAUAAUUCCUCGAUGGUCAGGCUUUGUGCUCUUGCCAAACGGAAAUAUCUUAAUCACAGGAGGAAAGCCUAGCAAAGAAUCUGGGGCAAAACUUGCUGCCUUCUAUUUAAACCCAGAGACAGGUGACACGAUGCCAGCCCCAAAUAUGAUCAAUGGCCAUUCUUCUCAUAUAUGCUUACUAAUAAAUAACGAAGUAUAUGUUCUUUCAGGCAAAAACGAAAUCAACCAAACCCUAAACCACUGCGAAGUCUUGAAUUUGGCCACACAGAGCUGAAGAAGUAUUGCCAGCAUGACUUAUGGAAGAACUUGUGCUUCUGGGGUUCAUAUUAAAAAUUUCAUUUAUGUGUUUGGAGGCUAUCAAAAUACAGUCAACAAUACUAUUGAAAGAUAUUCUAUUGAAGUUAAUAAUUGGCAGUUACUGCCUACAGUUCUUCCUGAUAGACUCUGGCAGCAUGGCUGCUAUGCUUUGGAUUCUUCGCAGAUCUUGAUAUUUGGAGGAGAAGGGCCUAGCGAUGAGCCACAUAGGAUGUCUUAUGUGUAUAAUACAACAACAGAUGAGUUCUAUAAUAGUGCGAGCAUACCUCUAACUUCAACUUGGCUGUUCUUCUGGCUCCACGUUACAAGAAAAGGGCACAUGCUAUAUUCAAUCAACAAGGAAAACUACAUUCUGAAAUAUAAUAUUGUCACGAAUACAUGGAUUCCUUUGGCUAAUUAA
Messenger RNA from Blepharisma stoltei, 1857 nucleotides. Lineage: Eukaryota; Ciliophora; Heterotrichea; Heterotrichida; Blepharismidae. The record is from the annotation of a GenBank genome assembly.